AUGCUCACCGAACAAUUCGUGGCUGCCAUUUCGGCAUCGACAAAGCCCAACACUGGAGUCACAAAAGACGCGGGCAUUUUCAUACACGAGUUCCAGCCGCUGGUCGCCCAAAGGCAUGCUUUCAAGAAGAGCGCGAGUGCGCCAAACGGCAUAGCUGUGAGCGCCUCGCACGUCUUCGCUGCGCAGUCGGAGAAGGCGAUUGUCCAUGUGUACAGCAGAGAGAAAGGCAACCAGGAAGCACUAGUCCCCUUUCCCGAGAGGAUACACAGUAUCGCACUCGCCGCCCAAGACAGCGUGCUACUGCUUGGAACUGAGAGUGGGCGGAUAUUGGCGUGGGAGGUCUGCUCAGGCCGUCUUGUCUCUACGUCCACUUCGCAUCUUCAGCCAGUCACGAGCAUUGUGGUCGACCCAUUCUCCAAUUUCUUCCUCUCAGGCUCCUCGGAUGCCAUGAUCCACGUAUGGGCACUUCCAUCGAUACUGUCCUUCUCUCCUGACGCCUCGCGCUCGCCUAUACACACCCUCUCUACCCACCGUGGCCCCAUCUCGUCCAUCGCUUGCGGCCACAGUUCGAGCACUGCCAACAUUGCCGUGUCAAUAUCUGGGGACAAGUCUGCCAUAGUAUGGGACUAUCACAACGGACAAGCACUCAGGACAUAUCUCCUGCCCGAGAUGCCGACUGCCGUCACUCUUGAUCCUGCAGACAGGGCAUUUUACGUAGCUUACGCUGACGGUAGCUUACAAACCAUCGACUUCUACGACGACGUGCAAAAGACCACCUCGAUAGACGUUCUCAGGGAUAGUGCCUCGUCUCACCGGCCGAUACAACCAUCACCGAAGAGCCGCUUCAGCGCCGAGUCACAAAAGCUCGGCGGAGCCCUCAGUCUGACUCUUAGCUGGGACGGCACCUCACUCAUCUCGGGCCACACAAGCGGCAAGAUAGCACUCUGGGACGUUGCAAAGGCCAACUAUCUUUCCACUCCUGCUAGUCUUCCGGGUCCCGUUUCAAAUCUUCGGUUCCUUCCACCCGUUGGUUUUCCCAACACGCCAGAACCAACCUUCAAGAUCCACGCAAUCGUCAAACCGAAACAAGAUGCAGGGCUCACAAGCAGCGCAAAUGGCCUGGUUCCGCCUAGCUAUACCCUUAAUCUCCAGCUGACAGGUCGGUUGCGCAGCCCCCAUGUUUCUGCGACCGAGAAGAGACAUAUAAGCAGAAGUGUAUUUGAGGAAGCCCUUACACACUCUAGCUUUCCCGCCAGUAUGCUUGAAGAGAGCUUAGCUGAGCUUGACUCGUGGGUUGCUCAGCCCAAGAGUGGUUUCGCUCCGACAGCGGACUUUAUGGCCCUUGAUGAAGGUAGUGUGAAUAUAUCUGAUGCGUCGGGCAGUGCUCAGCAAACCGAAGUCAAGGAAUUGAAGAAGCAGCUUGCAAGUCUGCAACGCAUUCAAAAAGUUACAUUCUCACAGCUCUCUGAACUGCGGGAGGAGAAGGACUACUUCAUGGACCAAGAAAAAAAGAGAGCGGAACAUGCCAAAACGCGGGCGAAAAAGAGGCUUCUCAACGGCGCAAGUCGCAACCAUACCAACGGUGAUGUGGAAAUGAACGACGGCACAGACGCCACUUCCGGAUCCGAAUCGGAUGGAGCCGACGAGUCCUGA
Molecule: messenger RNA, 1653 nt
Organism: Alternaria atra
Lineage: Eukaryota; Fungi; Ascomycota; Dothideomycetes; Pleosporales; Pleosporaceae
Exons: 2
Coding region: 1-1653 (550 amino acids)
Biological process (GO): DNA-templated DNA replication; rRNA processing
Cellular component (GO): nuclear pre-replicative complex
Molecular function (GO): protein binding
Source: RefSeq, a predicted model, not a curated record